This is a messenger RNA of Penicillium longicatenatum, 1152 nucleotides long. RefSeq names its product Aspartate aminotransferase. NCBI's taxonomy places the organism in Eukaryota, Fungi, Ascomycota, Eurotiomycetes, Eurotiales, Aspergillaceae. Gene Ontology annotation, cellular component: cytosol. The record is from RefSeq and is a predicted model, not a curated record. Gene Ontology annotation, biological process: L-aspartate biosynthetic process. Bases 1 to 1152 code for a protein of 383 amino acids. Gene Ontology annotation, molecular function: pyridoxal phosphate binding; L-aspartate:2-oxoglutarate transaminase activity. The transcript is spliced from 4 exons.
AUGGCUACCCGGGCAACAUAUAGCACCGGCUCCUGGUUCAACCGCGCCAAGUUCAUCGCGCCUGACGCGAUAUUCGCGUUGACAGAACAAUACCUAGCAGACCCGUUUCCACAAAAGGUUAACCUUGGACAAGGAACCUAUCGUGACGAGAAUGGCAAGCCAUGGGUUCUUCCGUCUGUGAAGAAAGCUCGUGAAAGUCUCGCCCGGGGCUUACAACAUGAAUAUCUUCCAAUCCUAGGGCUACGAAGCUUCCGAGAAGAAACCGCCAGGCUCGUGUUAGGCGCGGAGCUCUUCAAGGAACAAGAGAGUAAAAUUGCAACUUGUCAGAGUCUCUCUGGCACCGGUGCCUUGCAUUUGGCUGGAUUGCUGCUGCGAGCUUGUCAUACGACAUUACCCAAGGUUUACAUUCCUGAGCCUACCUGGUCCAACCACCACCAGGUCUUUCAGUCACUAGGCUUUCCUUGUGAGAGCUUCGAGUACUAUGACCAUGAUACGAAGACCUUGGAUAUCGAGGCAUACUACUCAAUGUUGCGUCAAGCGGAGCCGAACUCGGUGGUCAUUCUCCACGCGUGCGCCCAUAACCCGACGGGCUGUGACCCGAGUAAGGAGCAGUGGCGCGAGAUCGCACGACUGAUGAAAGCCCAACAGCUGUUCCCACUCUUUGAUUCUGCCUACCUGGGUUUCAACUCGGGCAAUUUCGACGAGGACGCAUUCGCGAUUCGGCUAUUCCUAGGUGAAAUGCAGAUGGAAGCGGGUGUAUGUGUGUCCUUUGCAAAGAAUAUGGGUCUGUAUGGGGAGCGAGUGGGCAGCCUCUUAGUGAGCACAAAUGACAAGCAGGUCGCGAUGAACACGCAGUCUAUGCUGGAAAUGCUGCAGCGAUCGGAAGUUUCAAACCCUCCAGCCUUUGGUGCGAAGAUUGCUAGCCAAGUCCUGGCAAAUGACGAAUUGAGACAGAUGUGGUUUCAAGAUUUGAUGACCAUGAGUGGUCGGAUUCGCUCGAUGAGAGCAGCCUUGUAUGAGAAUUUGAUUUCUUUCGAAAAACACCACGUCUAUGUCGCCGACAACUCCCGAAUCUCCAUUGCUGGGUUGAACUCUGGCAAUGUGGAGUAUGUCGCACGAUCGAUAACUCAAUGUCUGAAGGAUUUGGAGUAG